Messenger RNA from Neoarius graeffei (lesser salmon catfish), 1083 nucleotides. RefSeq names its product gap junction delta-2 protein. Lineage: Eukaryota; Metazoa; Chordata; Actinopteri; Siluriformes; Ariidae. The coding region runs from base 1 to 1083 and encodes 360 amino acids. The record is from RefSeq and is a predicted model, not a curated record. The transcript has a single exon. Gene Ontology annotation, cellular component: connexin complex. Gene Ontology annotation, biological process: cell communication.
AUGGGAGACUGGUCAAUUCUGGGACGCUUCCUAGUGGAGGUUCAGAACCACUCCACAGUGAUCGGGAAGAUCUGGCUAACAGUGUUGUUAAUCUUCCGAAUCUUGCUGGUGACUCUAGUAGGAGAUACAGUGUACGGUGACGAGCAGUCCAAGUUCAUCUGCAACACACUCCAGCCGGGCUGCAACAAUGUCUGCUACGACACAUUUGCGCCAGUCUCACACCUGCGCUUCUGGGUCUUCCAGAUUGUCCUGGUCUCUACACCAUCCAUCUUCUAUAUCAUCUAUGCUCUCCACAAAAUCACCAAAGAUGAGAAGGUUCGGACAGAGCGAGCUCAGGCUCUGCUCCACCGUCCACAUGUUAGACAGUCGGGUGGAGGAAGUGACAUUUACUUGGGAGGUAAGCUAUCAAAUGGGCUACAAGCUGAGGAAAGUCCCAGUGAGGAGUCGUCUCUGGAGCAAAGCCUCCUCCAAGAUGACUACCGAGAGGUUGACAAGGACCCGACUGAACAUUCAGGCCAAAUUUUGUUGAUCUACAUCAUUCAUGUGUUUCUUCGAGCCAUUCUAGAGAUAAUGUUCCUGGUGGGCCAAUACUACAUGUUUGGAUUUAAGGUGCCAUUUCUGUUUCGCUGCAAAGCCUACCCAUGCCCGACUCAAACCGACUGCUUUGUGUCACGUGCUACUGAGAAGACUAUAUUCCUAAACUUCAUGUUUGGCACAAGUUUGGGUUGCUUUUUUCUCAACAUUGCUGAGCUUCACUAUCUCGGCUGGGUCUAUAUCUUGCGCAUGCUAUAUACAGCAUGUUUCCAGUGCUGUGAACCUAAAGGGAAACCAUAUGUUUCUCACAGUCCGUUGCAGCUUAGACUCCAGCAUUCAAUGCGAAGUAGGCUGGUCCUACAGUCCUCUUCAACCACUCUGUCCCAUAAGACAGCAGCCAGUGCCUUGCUCUCACAUGGACCAUCCAUUUCUUUUGAGACAGACUCAACACUAGAGUACACCUCGAAGACAAACCCAGAUGAAAAAAAGCGCACAGGAAUAAAAUUAACCAACAUGGCUAAGUUGAGCAGCAAGAAGUCUUGGUUAUGA